UCUUCAGUUGUCCCAAAAAGCAGAACCCCAAAAAUCAAAAUAAGUUUUUUCAAAAAUGUUGCACAGCUCUAUCUUCUUCCCAACUUGUUCACGCACAUCUCCACCCAUUACCAACCCAACCAUAUCCUCAUUUUGCUUCACCACUCCCUUCUCUUAUCACCGCCACCACCAUCAAUGGCAACUAAAGCAACCCAAGAAGAGGGAACAGUUAAUGUUGUCCUUGUGUGCAAAUACAACAAGUUAUGAGGUUGGUGGAGGAUACCCAGAUGAGGAUUUGGAUAUGCAAGACAGAAGUGGAAGAAAAAGAAAAACAACAACAACAACAACCCAACAACAAGGGAACUCAAAGUUGGACACUUCCCAGUAUGAAACUCUCCUCAAAGGAGGGGAACAGGUCACCUCUGUUCUCCAAGAAAUGAUCACCCUUUUGGAAGACAUGAACAUGGAUGAAGCAUCUGAGGAGGUGGCUGUGCAGUUGGCUGCACAAGGAGUCAUAGGGAAGAGAGUUGAUGAGAUGGAAUCAGGUUUUAUAAUGGCCCUAGAUUACAUGAUCGAACUUGCUGAAAAGGACCAAGAUGAUAAGCGCAAAUCACUGUUAGAGGUGAUCAAGGAGACAGUAUUAUCCCAUCUUACAAAGAAGUGCCCCCCACAUGUUCAAGUGGUUGGACUGCUUUGUAGAACUCCCCAGAAGGAAAGCAGGCAUGAAUUGCUACGCCGAGUGGCUGCUGGUGGUGGUGCGUUUAAAAGUGAGAAUGGCACCAAAGUUCACAUUCCUGGGGCAAAUCUAAAUGAUAUAGCUAAUCAGGCCGAUGAUUUACUUGAGACAAUGGAAACUCGGCCUGUGGUUCCUGAUAGAAAACUGCUUGCAAGGCUUGUUUUGAUCAGAGAGGAAGCUCGUAAUAUGAUGGGAGGUGGAAUAAUGGAUGAGAGAAAUCACCGGGGCUUGAGUACUCUUCCUUUACCAGAGGUGAAUUUCUUAACCAAAUUGGUAGCUUUGAAACCAGGGAAAACUGUCCACGAGAUGAUAAAAAAUGUAAUGCAAGGAAAAGAUGAAGGUGCUGAUAACACUGACAGUGAUGAGGAAAACAGUACAGGUGCAGGGGUCUCAAGUGGAUUUGCAGGAUGGGAAAGUGUUACUGGAAAGAAGCCACUGCCUGUGCGCCCCGGCAUGUUUCUGGAGACUGUCUCCAAGGUCUUAGGUGGUAUAUACGCUGGAAAUGACUCUGGCAUCACAGCACAACAUCUAGAAUGGGUUCAUCAGAAGACACUCCAAGUUCUACAGGAAAUAGCAUUCUAGCCUAUUUGUGAUAGCUGCGAAAUGCCUCCUUUCGUCAUAAAUCCAUUUUUGAUCAUCAUAUGUUGUCCUAUGAGGCAGAAAGUAGGUCAAGACUUGUUAAUAGUCAAAAUUCAAAAUUAAAAACCAUUGUAGGACAUCAAAAGGAGGAAUAUUGUAGAAUUUAGUUAUGUAAAAUAAAUAACGUAUUCUGUUGUAAAUUU
Messenger RNA from Quercus lobata, 1497 nucleotides. Its product is annotated as protein PEP-RELATED DEVELOPMENT ARRESTED 1, chloroplastic. The transcript is spliced from 9 exons. Lineage: Eukaryota; Viridiplantae; Streptophyta; Magnoliopsida; Fagales; Fagaceae. Gene Ontology annotation, biological process: regulation of DNA-templated transcription. Gene Ontology annotation, cellular component: chloroplast nucleoid. The coding region runs from base 56 to 1297 and encodes 413 amino acids. The record is from RefSeq and is a predicted model, not a curated record.